Messenger RNA from Calliphora vicina (urban bluebottle blowfly), 6130 nucleotides. RefSeq names its product Transmembrane protein 131 (gene Tmem131). Lineage: Eukaryota; Metazoa; Arthropoda; Insecta; Diptera; Calliphoridae. The coding region runs from base 541 to 6000 and encodes 1819 amino acids. The record is from RefSeq and is a predicted model, not a curated record. Gene Ontology annotation, cellular component: membrane. The transcript is spliced from 5 exons.
CUCUGAGAGAAGAGUGUUUUUGAUAUAGACGUAAAAAAUUGACUAUUAUUACGGUAAAAAAUAUUAUUUGUUUAAACAAAACAGAACAUUAUGCAAAAUAAACAGCAAAUAAAAUACUGUGAUCGUGUUAUAAAAAAACUAAAAAAGAAUUAUAAUUACUAAAAUAAAAGUAAAAUUUAUGAUAAUACAACGGCAGACAAGAGCAAAACGAUAGACAAAUAAAUUAUAGUAAAAAAAGGAAGAACAAAAAUAAUCAGACAUUGAUUAUCACAACAACACACUAACACCACUCAAAACACACAGAGCAAUCAAGUCAGUCAGCAUCAAGGAAAGGAAAGCAAAACCAAAAAAAAUAAAAAAAAAAAUAGAAGGAAAUAAGGAAACUGCUCGCAUCACAUUUUCUAAAAUUUUGAUUUCAUUUUAUGUUCUAUAGAGACAGACAAUACUAAAAAUACUAUAUAUAACAAAGUGGAGCAGAGUGUGGCUGGCUUUAAAGUGGUGUGGAGACUUUUGGAUUAGGUUAAACAUUUUUUGUAUACGAUGUAUUCUUAUCAUCGUCUGUGGUUAUCGGUGCUAGUUCUGACCAUAGUGACAACUAGUAUGUGUGGUUUUGCAAAUGAACAUGAAGUCUCAGAAAAUGACAACAAUAUGAAGCACGAUGCCCACUUUGAGACACAAGCGGCAGCCUCUCUCAAAGAUAUGACAGAACAGGAAUUAAGCGACGAUUUGUCAAUUGAAUUAUAUCGCAGUUUACGCUUUGAACCGCCACAAUUAGAUUUUGGCAUCUGGUCGGUGGGUACGGUGCGUUCACACACCGUAACACUAAUCAAUCACAAUCGAAAUCGAAGUGUUUACUUGAGUUCGGUGUCGGGCAGGACGCCAGCAUUUUCUAGCAGCUUUUUUGAAGCGAAAAUGGUGCCGCCCAACGGUAAUACCACAUUUAAUGUAGUCUUUUUACCCAGAGAACAAGGUGCUAUAAGUACUAGUUUAAAUAUACACACAUCGUUUGGUAAACUGCGACUAUUGGUGCGUGGCGUAGGUCGUGAGUGUCCGUAUCGCCUUAAGCCGCUGGUGGGCAUACGGGCGCCAUUGAAUGCUACUCUAAUGCCCGAAAUACACAUGUACAAUCCGCAUGAGAAGGCAUUACAAAUUUUGGAGGUAUACAGCAGUGGUGGCCAGUUUCAAUUAGAACUACCCAGCGGUGAUUCUGAAGCACCAAAGGGUCUAUGGGAAAUACCUCCUUUAACGACAAAGCCUGUGAUACGCAUACGAUUUCAAGGGUAUGCUGCCGGUAAUUAUUCAGCCUAUAUUCGCAUUAAAAUAGCCGAACCACAUAACUCCAGUAACUCUACGAGCAGUGGUGUUGGCAGUGGAUUGGAAAAGGAGGAACAGGUUUUAGUUAUACCUGUGGAAUUUGAAAUAUUACCUCAGUAUGGUUUGUAUGCGGUCAAUCCGCUACUGGAGUUUGGUCACAUAGCCGUUGACGACGAGAGUCGCGUAAAAGUCCUAAAACAAAAACUAUUCUUAAGACAUUCGAAAAGUGAAUUGGAAGUAACCGAUUUAGAAUUCAAAUCGAUAACAUACAUUAGUGGUGUAUAUUUCGAGAACUGCAAAGAUAUUGUGCUCUAUCCAAAUUAUGUUGAGGAUCCCGUCGUACGAUUGAAUGAUAAACUGGAAUUAGAAUUAGAAGAUAAAAAGGCGCAUACAUAUCACAGUGUAGAGCUAAUAAUAAGAGCCGAUAUAUUUAAAGGCAAUUUACAUUAUGACGUUAAUAAAACUUUAUUUUUAAUACCCACAACACAUACAAGCAAUAAACAACUACCAGAUGAUGGUAAUGACGUUGUCAGCGAUGUCAAUGGUAGUCGAGUAUUAACGGUGCGUAAUGAUUUUAAAAUCCCAUUGACCAUUUAUAAUAUAACCACACAAGAUAAUGAUGCUGAUAAGCUUAGCUUGCAAUUGAAAUCAUUUGAAACGGGAAUGGUUUUGAUGCCAGGCCUCUCUUUUGAUAUAUUAGUGGCUUCUAGUUUAUGUAAAGAACAACAACAAGAACAGGAUCUUAAAGAUCUUACAAAUUAUAAGACUGCUAUCUACGUUUAUACGAAUAUAACCAAUUUCGAAAUACCCAUUGUCAUAAGUUCAGCACGUUUGUUUGUAACCACACAAACUCAUUCGAUAUGGCGCUCCAAUACUUCCGUUUAUACCAAAGAAUUAGAUUUAGGUUCUGUACCCAUCCGUGAAAAGUCCAACAAGGGUUUCAUAAUUUUUCAAAAUCGCAAUUCCAUACCCAUCAAAUUAAACAAUAUGGAUUUUCAAAAGCCUCAAGCCAUCUACUAUCACGUCCUGUUUAUAGGCUGUAUACAAGCAGCGGACGUUAACGAAACAAACAACUACACUGUCGAUUUGGAGAGCGCUGACUACAAGUUUGGUUCCCAAUUGGAAGAAGGUGACAUUGCCGUCUACAUGAUAGACUUACAGCCCUACACAACCGAACACAGUUUGGCAUUUUUGAAAAUUCUAACACAGUAUGAAAAUAUAACAAUAAAUAUUAAAUUCACCACUUCCCUGGGUAGACUGGAGGUGGAUCAGGAGAGGUUACAUUUUGCUAAUUGUUUUCCGGGUAAAUUAUGUUCUUCUGAAUUGAGCAUACGUUCGACAUUUAAACAACCCAUGCACAUAAAAUACAUAAAUUUUACUGAUUCUGGCUUAAGAUUUGAAGAUAAAAAUCCUUUGGGCUCAAAGAUAGCGCCACUAUCUGUCACCAGGGUUGGUCGUAUCUACUUUCGGCCAUCUGCUCUAUGCGGCUCACGUUGUUAUAUACAACAACAGACCGAUGAAUCCGCCACAUUUCCAAGCUCUAUAGUGGCAAACAGUUUGAAUAUACCCAAUUUCGAUGAAGUCGAACUGAGACGUCGCACCGAACUCUAUAGACAUUUUAAAUAUUAUUUUCAAAAUAUGUAUUUUUCAAUGACAACCAAAGAAAUGCAACAGUUUCAAUUGAAUCUUAUGAUAGAAUUAGAAUGGCCCCAGCUGGUCGGUGGCCGUCAAAUGUUGCCCACAAUUGAAGUUAACAAAACGCAUAUAUACGAAGUGAAAAUUUCCAAUCCAUCCGAUAAUCCUAUACUAAUUGAUUAUACAUUGGCCGAUCCGACACUGGCGAAACAAACUCGUAUCUCUUUACCGCUGGAAGUUGUCGUCAUUACACCCAGUUGCUAUUUAACUGACAAAGCGGUAUUUUCAUUAGUGAAUGCGCCACCCAAAAAGCCCAUUCUUAUACCAGGUCUAUCCAGUGUCACGAUACCGAUCAAAUUUCAAGCCGAUUAUGUGGGCACAAUUUGUACGCUGUUACACAUACGCAAUAAUUUAACACUGUAUGAAGGUGUUUGGAUUAGCGCCAAAACGGUACAAUCACAAUUUCGUUUGGGCAAUCGUAAGCCGGGUUCACAGACGCCUUUACUCUUUGAAAUAACCGACCAGCAUUUGGCAUCUGCUUGUCCGGCAAGGGAUGACAGAAUGAGAAGUGAGGCAGCAGAACAUUAUGUUAUACCGCAAAUUAUUUCUCGACGCGUUUUUACAGCUCGCAAUUCUGGCGAACUACCCAUACGAAUUGAUGGAUUUUGGAUCGGUGAUCAACCUUGUCAGGGCUAUGGCUUUCAAGUAAUGGAUUGCUCUAGUUUCGAACUGAUUGCAAAUUCUUCGAAAAAGAUUGAAAUUUCUUUUCAAUCGGAUUUUACAGUGUCUCGCAUCACUAGACCACUGAUGCUCAAAACAAACCUCACCUAUGAUGUUAGAUACAUACUGGUGGCUCAAUUGCCCUCAAAGGGUUUAGAACAAUGUGAGUUACUUCUGCCGCGACCACCAUGGGAGGCUAAAAUACGCAAUGCUGCCAUCAUAAUGCUGCUGAUAACAUUUGUGUUGGUACUUAUAGCGGUGCACAUUGACUACGGCAACAUCAUAUACAACCAAUCAGCUCUAUAUGAGGCCCGUGAUAAGGGUACAGUGCAUCCAACGUUCAAUUUGCGUAACAUUGCUAUGCGUUCGACACAAAUUAAUAAUGAUAGUUCGCCAACGGUUGAGACGAAUCAAAAAACUAAAACGAAAGCAACGGCUAGCGAAAAGAACGAUAACUCUAGUUCCAUGUUGAGCUUAAGGAAACGUAAUGUUAAAAGCACGAAAGCUGUAAAUGGUGAAGCAAAGUCAUCCUCAUCUUCUACACGUGGUGGUAUGACAUUAGCUGAAAUGGUUAGUUGGACAUUUGGCACAAAAACGGCAAAAAAAUCUGCUGCAAAUAAUAGCAAAAAUUCGAAAGUUGCAGACCAAGCGAAUACAAAUGUGAGCAACGAUGUGAAAACGACAAAAUCCAAAUUCACUGAAAAAUCUUUAAUUGAUAAAAUGGAUGGUGACAUGAAAAAAUCGCAAAUAGGCAAAAAAACAAAGGUGACCGAUAAAGCUCAAGCUAAAAAUCACGACAAAAACGAAACGGAAGAAGUGAAAUUAAGAAGAGAUGAUCAUGUAGACAAAGAGUUGAAAAAGGAAAAGAAUUCUCCUAAGCUACAAGCAAAAACUGCUGCCAGUGUUAAUUCUCACGUAGAAACGGUAACAGCGAAAGAUGCCAGAGAACAAAGAAAAUCAUUAGAGUUGUCUAGUCAAGCAACAGCAAGCGUUGAGCCUACAGCUGCCUCAUCGGAUAAGAAUCAAAAUUCACCAAAGGAAGUUGCAAAUGGGCGGAAAAUUGGCAAGACCCCUGGUAGAGAGAGACGUAAACAAUCAGCACAAAAUAUCUCACCCGUCAUCUCAGACCUAACCAGCUCUUCCUGUUCCUCUUCGACUUCGUCGUCGUGUUCGUCAAACCACAAUGUCAUGGGUAAGCGGAACGAGCGCAAAAUGAAAGUAAAAGCCUCGAAUUCAUUGAAGUUUAGCAACAAUUGCAAUGCAACAAAUAUGUUUCCCUCAUCCUAUUCGGCCUCAUCGUCACCGACGUCGAUGUCAGCGAGUAUUUUAAAAUCCGAAAACACAAAUUCACAUGUAGACAUUUUGACACCCUGGGAUUGUGGCAGCCAUGCCACAUUUAGUGAUGUUUUACAAAAAUCCCAACAACAGCAAACACAAUCCAGUACUUCUACUGAUCUCAUACAACAAGGAUCAUUAUUUGAUCUUAUGUCUCACUCUCCGAACGGUAUAGAAAACUCUGAAAUAACAGCUGCCUUAACACCAAAACGACCUAAAAAUCCAGCAUCGGAUUUGGGACCCAUUGGUUCUAGGAAAUCACCCUCAUCUACACCAGUCUGGGAGCCCAUACAAAGUGCCAUAACAAUGCAAUUACCACGGCCAUUAAAUACAACCUCAACUGCUACUUCGUCAACAGCUUCGUCAUCCGCAUCAUGUUACUAUCCAAUGACUUCGACUUUUGGCUACAACGACUUAUCGCCGCCGACACUGACGUCACCCACAAUGCACCAACACCAACAGGAUAUCCAUGCUCAAUUACUGGUAUUACAAAGGCAAAUUUUGGAACAGCAACAAUUGCAACAACAGCAACAACAAUUUCUAAAUUCGAAUGCUUUAAACAAUAACUGGUCCAAUCUAUCCUCACCCCUCUGGAGUCCUAUCUUGGGCAAUGGUUCAACUGCUAAUGUCAACAACACUUCGUCUAUAUUUAGUCAGCCACAGACACAAAAUUCAACUUGGAGUUUAACUCCAAAUUCUUCAUCGCCUUCCAGCGGUUUAGUACGUCCACCACCAGGCUUAGAACAAAACUUUCCCAUCAACAGCAAUUUGCCCGCAGCUGCAGUGACUUCUUCAGCCGCAUCUUCUUCUGCACAAUUGGCUUCAACUUUCAACAACACAAUGGCUACAUCUCCAAAUAGUCUCACACAAACAGAUAAUGAUAAUAUGCCCAUGUUCAAUUUGUUUGGAGGUUUAAGUUCCAUUUGGAAUGACAAUUGGACACAGUCAAACAAUCAACAGCAGCAGCAGCAACAACAACAGCAGCCUCCAAAGUAAAAUUAACUGAUUACCGAUUUGCAGCAGACUUUUGUGACGCACAUAAUUUUUGAAAUUCUCUUCCAAUGCUUUCUCUGUUGCCGUAUUUCGAAAAAACUAAUUAAUUAUUUACAAAAAUAAAUUAGUUUUA